This is a messenger RNA of Clunio marinus, 408 nucleotides long. Lineage: Eukaryota; Metazoa; Arthropoda; Insecta; Diptera; Chironomidae. The record is from the annotation of a GenBank genome assembly.
AUGAAUUCUCGUGAUGAUUUCAUAAGAAGUUUUAGGAGAGAGAAAGAAAAGGAGCAUGUGGGAAAGGAGAAAGAGAUGGAGAGAGAGAGAGCGAACAUUGAAAAUCCUUGGGGAAGGAGGGUGAUAGAAAGCAUCAGCUAUCAUCCCUCCUACAGUAAGCACAGGAAAAAAAAUCCUGACAGUGAGAAAAGAGAGGAAAAUCGUCGCGAACGUGACAAACGGAAGACGAAGCUUGAAGCAGAAGAAAACAAAAAAAAACGAAAAGCUUGGCAGAAGCAAAUGUGUUUUCAAUGUAGUUGCCAGCUGAAGGCAAAGAAUGAGAAUUUAGCAAAGAGAAUUGAAAUGUAUCUGAGGGAAAUCGAUUUCCGAAGAAUUUCAACUCUUUUAAAUAUUUCGAUUAGACUUUAA